CAGUUUCCCAGGAUUGCUGCGGGAGUCGGAGGCUGCAGGGCGGGGAGAGUGUGGCCCAGGCUGCCGGAGCGGAUACCUAUCAUCUGGAGACGACCGGCACGGCUGAGGCUGGAGACGUGCGCUUCCUUUCUGGGAAUUUUAAAAACCUCAUUUUUUUUUCCUUAAAACGAGCAGCAGAGGAGUCCCUGGAGUUUCCUUUUAAACGAGAGCCUUCAGAGCGGUACGAUGGAGGAUGGGAAGCCGGUGUGGGCGCCCCACCCAACGGACGGGUUCCAGCUGGGAACCAUAGUGGACAUCGGAGCUGACAGCCUCACCAUUGAACCUCUCAAACAGAAGGGAAAGACAUUUUUGGCUCCCAUCAACCAAGUCUUCCCUGCAGAGGAUGACCCCAACAAACAUGUGGAGGAUAACUGUUCUUUGAUGUACUUGAAUGAAGCCACUUUGCUCAACAACGUCCGUGUGAGAUACAGCAAAGAUAAAAUUUAUACGUUUGUAGCCAACAUCCUGAUCGCCGUCAACCCAUACUAUGACAUCCCAAAGCUUUACUCGCCAGACACCAUCAAGAAGUAUCGAGGCCGGUCGCUGGGCACGCUGCCGCCGCACGUCUACGCCAUCGCUGAUAAGGCGUACAGGGACAUGAAGGUCCUGAAGAUGAGCCAGUCCAUCAUCGUCUCAGGGGAGUCCGGAGCUGGGAAGACUGAGAACACCAAGUUUGUGCUCAGAUACCUGACAACCUCAUAUGGAACCGGCCAGGACAUAGAUGAGAGAAUAGUGGAAGCAAAUCCCUUGCUGGAGGCUUUUGGAAAUGCGAAAACUGUCCGCAACAACAACAGCAGUCGCUUCGGAAAGUUUGUGGAGAUCCACUUCAACGAGAAGAACGCCGUCGUGGGCGGCUUCGUGUCGCACUACCUGCUGGAGAAGUCGAGGAUCUGCAGACAAAGCCCCGAGGAGAGGAACUACCACAUCUUCUACCGACUGUGUGCCGGAGCCCCCGAGGACAUCAGGCAGAAGUUCCACCUCGGCUCUCCAGACACGUUCAGGUACCUGAACAGAGGAUGCACUCGCUUCUUCGCUACCAAAGACACGGACAAAAAUAUCAUGCAGAACCGCAAGAGCCCAGAGCACAUGAAGUCGGGCCCUCUGAAGGAUCCGCUGCUGGACGACCACGGCGACUUCAACAGGAUGUGCGUUGCCAUGAAGAAGAUCGGCCUGGACGACACGGAGAAGCUGGAUCUGUUCAGGGUGGUGGCCGGCGUGCUGCACCUCGGAAACAUCGACUUCGAGGAGGCUGGAAGCACAUCAGGCGGCUGCGCCAUCAAGAACCAGUCGAGUAAGACGCUGGAGCACUGUGCCGAGCUGCUGGGCCUGGAUCAGGGGGAUCUGAGAGUCAGCCUCACCACCAGGGUCAUGCUCACAACAGCAGGGGGCGCCAAAGGAACAGUCAUCAAAGUGCCGCUCAAAGUGGAGCAGGCCAACAACGCUCGGGACGCCUUGGCGAAGGCCGUGUACAGCCGCCUGUUCGACCACGUGGUGACCAGAGUCAACCAGUGCUUCCCCUUCGACUCCUCUGCCAACUUCAUCGGUGUCCUGGACAUUGCUGGCUUUGAGUACUUUGAACACAACAGCUUCGAGCAAUUCUGCAUCAACUACUGUAACGAGAAACUGCAGCAGUUCUUCAAUGAGCGCAUCCUUAAAGAGGAGCAAGAGCUGUACCAGAGGGAGGGGCUCGGAGUCAACGAGGUUCACUAUGUCGACAAUCAAGACUGCAUAGACCUGGUGGAGGCGAAGUUGGUCGGCAUCCUGGACAUCCUGGACGAAGAGAACCGUCUACCUCAACCCAGCGACCAGCACUUUACCGACACUGUUCACAACAAACACAAGGACCAUUUCCGCCUGACUGUUCCCAGGAAGUCUAAGCUGGCCGUCCACAGGAACGUGAGGGACGAUGAAGGAUUCAUUAUCAGACACUUUGCAGGAGCCGUGUGCUACGAAACAACCAAGUUUGUGGAGAAGAACAAUGACGCUCUGCACAUGUCUCUGGCGUGUCUGGUCAGUGAGUCCAAGGACCGCUUUGUUCGCGAAUUGUUUGAGAACUCCAACAACAACAAAGACGUCAAGCAGAAGGCUGGAAAGCUCAGUUUCAUCAGCGUCGGCAACAAGUUUAAGACCCAGCUGAAUAUUCUCCUGGACAAGCUGCGCAGCACGGGCUCCAGUUUCAUUCGCUGCAUUAAGCCCAACCUGAAGAUGGUCAGCCACCACUUUGAAGGAGCUCAGAUUCUCUCCCAGCUGCAGUGCUCAGGUAUGGUGUCCGUGCUGGACUUGAUGCAGGGUGGCUUCCCCUCCAGAGCUCCCUUCCACGAACUCUACAACAUGUACCAGAAGUACAUGCCUCCCAAACUCACCCGCCUCGACCCUCGCCUCUUCUGCAAGGCUUUGUUCAAAGCCCUGGGACUGAAUGAGAAUGACUACAAGUUCGGCCUGACCAGAGUGUUUUUCCGGCCGGGGAAGUUUGCAGAGUUUGACCAGAUCAUGAAGUCGGAUCCAGACCACCUGGCGGAGCUGGUGAAGAAAGUCAACAAGUGGCUCAUCCACAGCCGCUGGAAGAAGGUCCAGUGGUGCGCUCUGUCCGUCAUCAAACUGAAGAACAAGAUUUUGUACCGAACCGGCGCCUGUAUCAUGAUGCAGAAGACAGUCCGGAUGUGGCUCUGCAGGAAGAAGCACAAGCCUCGAAUCGACGGGUUAGUCAAAGUGCGUAACCUGAAGAAGAGGAUGGACCGCUUCAAUGAGGUGGUGGGAGGACUGAAAGAGGGCAAGAAGGAGAUGAGCAAGCAGGUCCAGGAGCUGGAGGCCGCCAUUGACGCUUUGAUAGCCAAAAUCAAGAGCACCAUGAUGGGCCGGAUUGACAUCGACCACGAGUACCAGGCCCUGGUGACCCGGUCGGAGAAGCUGCUGACCGCCAUGCAGAACAAGAAGAAGGAGGAGGAGGAGCGAGAGCGGCUGAGACGCAUCCAGGAGGAGAUGGAGAAAGAGAAGAAGAGGAGGGAGGAGGAGGAGCAGCGCCGCAAGCAGGAGGAGGCGGACAGGCGACUGAAAGCAGAGAUGGAACUGAAGAGGAAGCAGGAAGAGGAGGAGAGGAAGAGGAGGGAGGAGGAGGAGAGGAGGAUUCAGAUGGAGAUGGAGCUGCAGCUGCAGGCUGAGAGGGAGGAGGAGGCGGCUCGGGAGGCCAUCCUGGCGCAGGAGAGGAGGGACCGGGAGCUGGCCCUGAGGAUCGCCCAGAGCGAGGCUGAGCUCAUUCCUGAGGAAGUGGCCAACGACUCGGGCCUGCGCAGUAAUGGCUCCUCAGUCCCAUCGUCCCCAGAGAGAGCAGCCGCUCCUGUAACCACAAAGCUCAAGAGCUUGACCAUGGAGGAAAUGGCGAAGGAAAUGUCUGAACUUCUGGCUAGAGGUCCACAGGUCCAGGCCUCCAAGGCUGCUGCUACAGCCAAGAAGUACGAGCUGAGCAAGUGGAAGUAUGCUGAGCUGCGGGACGCCAUCAAUACCUCAUGCGACAUCGAGCUGCUGGCUGCCUGCAGGGAGGAGUUCCACCGCCGGCUCAAAGUUUACCACGCCUGGAAGUCAAAGAACAAGAAGAGGAACACGGAGACGGAGCAGCGGGCGCCCAAAUCUGUCACCGACUACGAUCAUGCACCUCCUGUGAGAAAAGCAUCCCAGCAGAACCCAGCCCCGCCCAUACCGGCACGGCAGUAUGAGGUGGCGAUGAACCGGCAGCAGCGCUACUUCCGCAUCCCGUUCAUCCGGCCGGGCGACCAGUACAAAGACCCCCAGAACAAGAAGAAGGGCUGGUGGUACGCUCACUUCGACGGGCCCUGGAUCGCCAGGCAGAUGGAGCUGCAUCCAGAUAAACACCCCAUCCUGCUGGUGGCAGGGAAGGACGACAUGGAGAUGUGCGAGCUGAGUCUGGAGGAAACGGGCCUGUCGAGGAAGAGGGGCGCUGAGAUCCUCCCCCGGCAGUUUGAGGAGAUCUGGGAGCGCUGUGGCGGCAUCCAGUACCUCCGCAGCGCCAUCGAGAGCCGGCAGGCGCGACCCACCUACGCCACAGCCAUGCUGCAGAGCAUGUCUAAGUGACGGGGCAAACAAAGGGACGAAUGCACCAGCUACCUGACACAGAUGGCGUCUGAGCGCACUGCACCAGGUUCUGACUGCAGGGCAUUCAACGCGGGUUUUCUCAACUGUCCUUUUGUUCCUCUUUUGUCGAUAAGUUGUUGUUCUUGCGGGCUUUCGGUUCCUCGAUGGGCAGGGCAGGGAAGUUUUGCAUUGAACCCUAUGCAGAAAAAAUCAUACUAAAUGAUCACAUCCGGUUGUUUUCCAAGGAAUUCUGUUUUCUGUAACAUUUCUGCAAGUCUAACUAUGAGGCCUUAAUACUACUUUAACAGGGUUUAAUUGACGAAAAAUAGGACUUAUUUUUUUUGUUCGAAGCUGCCUCCCCAAACCAGAACUUUUAAUUCCUCUGUAAUUAUGCAUUCCUGAUGAUUACACUGAAGUCUCACUGGUGUGUCGCUUCCAUCUUAACAGUUAGCUGGUGAUCCCUCUCCAACUUAAAACCUGCUGUUUACAUUGUCUUCAUGUGGUUCUUACAGGGCAAAAACAAACUUGCACAAGGAGUUGUCAGCUCUCACCGUGAGGCAGUGCUGCAUGAGUGUCAGAUUCUUCCACUCGUAAUUAAGUCCAAUAUUUGCUAAUACUUUUUUUUUAUUUUACCUUUUGUCUUUUCAACCGAAUGUAACUCGAGACCUCGUUGAUUUGUUUAUGUAGUGAUUUCUUUUUUUCUUCUCAUUAUGUGUGAUUUAAAUUAGUAAAGCUAAUGAGAAAGGUCCAAAAAUGUCAGACUUUGAGACCAAAUGUCGCUCUUAACACUGAACCCUGGUUGGGUUUUUUCGUCUUGAGCAGCUCCAUGAUUAGUUUCUGUCUGUGUUCAUCAAGCAAAGCAGAAAAUGUGAAUCAAUUAUGCAACUGCUGAGAUAAAACUCCACACGUUGCUGCUGUUUCAGAGCAGAUCAGCGCUGCAAAAAAUAUCCUCGACAACUCAGCCAUGCCAUCUUUGAAGUCUUCAAAUUUGAUCUUUUUGGUAAUUUGCCAAUGCUGUGAAUCCCACGGGAAUUUCACGCAUUUUUCAUUGACGUUAUCUUUACAAAAUAAAUCAUUCCAUCGGGCUGUUUGUUUCAAAAUGUCAUUUGAUUCCUGAAAAUUUCAUGUCGAUUGGCCAUUUUCCUGCUGCGUGAGAAGCUAUCGAGCAUGUCAUCAACCGUACAAUGCACUGGUACUCAGCCUUUAACUGGAACGUUCACUGAAUAUUUUCUGUACAGCAGGUACAGUACGUGCAGCCGACAGUGAUAUCACUGCUGGAAUGUAAAAGCUUAUUUUUGAAAGAACAGUUUCUACUCCAGUGGCUCGGGCAUGUGAGGUCGUUCAGAGAAGCAAUAAACUACGCAAACUAAGCUACAAAGAAAAUCCAGGUCUCCUCUGACGUGUAUAUAAAACACAAUAGACAAUCUGUCGUGACGUCACACUGCGUUCUGUCCCUGAGGCUGCUACGUUUCCUGAGCUUUCUGUUCCCUUUGAUGCUCCUCACAGGAAAAGGUGACUUAGAUCGUCUGACGGCAUGAACAUCCAUCUUGUUGAAAAGUUGCUGAUCGCCUUUACAGAUGCCAUUAACAUGCAGGAACGCAGGCUUAAAAGUCAAUAGAGUCAAAGCGUCCAGGAUGUGCUCAAGGUCUGUGACAGCAAAGACGGAAAGUCCUGAUUUGGUGCUCUGCAGGUCAAUAGACAUCUGCACGUGUGUUAAAACUGGACAAAUUUGACUGAAAGUGACUGAUUUUCAACCUGUUGUCAAAAUAUGAAUUCACUUCAAACCAGACAUGUCUCCGUGUUCUUGAUCUGCAAACUGCCAAAUCAGUGAAGGUUUGCAUGUCUGACGCUGGGUUUAUACAAUAAAUAAAUCAAUACAUCUGUCUACAACAGCACAACUAAUGGACAUAACUGUGACCCAAAUGUCUUGAGCUCAUUUUCUUUCAAUACGUGCAGUUAUGACACUGACCCUGUUUUAGAUAAAGACCACGCUACAAUAUGAGGUAACUCCAUGUUGUUAUACAGUCACUGAUUGCGUUGUAACAAUGGUUCUAACCUAGAUGUCUGGAAAAACAUUUAAACCAAAUCUAAGCCACUUCUAACAGUCGGCCUUUGAAACACAAAUCCUUCCCAGCACUGGAGUUGUUCCGGCCGCUGUGCUGCGGCUCACAUGUCCUGUUUGGAAAAGCAACUAAAAGCAGCACUCAGGGUAUCUGCAAUACUCUAAAAGCACUGAAUUCAGUUCCCUCCAAGUUCUUAAAAACAUUUUUAAAAAAGUCUUGAAAUUCAUUUACAGAAGCCUUGAUUAUUUCUCCUUCCCUGCUGCAGACAGUAACACUAGUUAAACAUGUUUGUAUGUGACUGCAGCUGCCAGAAGACGUGAUUGGGCUGCAGGAGGCCGUUUGAUCCUUUUCUAUGGAGUUUCAGUAAAGCAUCGUCACUUCAGUAGAAAACAGCAUCACCAGCUGACAAUGGACAAGUCAAGAUUCUUGUGAGAAUGUGAAUGAAUUUAACUGGGUUCAAGUAAAGUUCCCUGACAUGAUAUACACCUCUGAAAAGUGCAGAAAACAUCAACAAGCAAUCGUAGGCCUAAGUGUCCCCAUCAGUUUGAUUAUGAAAGUGUUAGUGGUGAAUACUGCAGAAACUCUGAGCAGAUAUAAUACUGGAGUAAUUGCCAACCUGUAAAUAGUUUUCACGUUAACUUCCAAGUUGUUACGACUGUGGAAGUCCGAUUUUUCUGAAAACUUGCCACGUAACGAUAUAGAAAAGUGCCUGAAAACUCCAAAAAAUAAGGACAACUCUCACGCACCAAAGACCAAAUGAACCAAAACUGAAUGGACACAGUGUCAUUGCAUCGACUUAAUUACGUGAAGGCUCAAAAGUUGCUCCCAUCCAUCCAGUAUUUCCUCCAAUCCAAUUUAUACUGAGCUGUGAACAUUGUUAAAAUACAUCAAAGUGUGCAGCAGCACGGCAGCUGAACAGCUCGGCGGGUGUCAGAUGGAACAGCUGGGUUUUACUGUGAAUUCUGGUGUAAAUUAAAAAAAAAAAAAAGCACAAGUAUGAAGAGCAGUGGUCCAGCAGGAAACCUGAGCCUCUACAUUCAGACAUUGCUGUUGACAUUGUAGCUCAGAUGCAGUCCUCAACUUGAAAUCAAACGUCUUCUUGUGUCCAGAGCUCCAUUUUCUUUGCUGGCUUUUCUACUUCUGACAUCAAACACACAGACAGUACAGAACAACAACACUUAAAACUGUAAAUGACAUGUAGGACAUGAAGUUCAAAAUGUCAAGAUUACCGUAAUUUCCGGACUAUUGAGCGCACCGGAAUAUAAGCCUCACCCACUAAAUUUAAAAAGUAAAAAAAGUUUUGUACAUAUACAAGCCUUACCUGACUAUAAGCCGCAGGUGUCCACGUUGUAACAUGAGAUAUUUACACAGAAAGAUUUUUUUAAAAACUUUUAAUUAAAGUAUGCUUUUUCCGAACAGUGCCUGUAACAUCGCAGUAAAACGCAUUGAGUCAGUUCACGCUGCCGACUCCAACGUCUCACCAUUGAUUCACUGAUAUCAAGCUUACGCUCUAUUUCCUUCUUCGACAGGCAGAUCGGUUGCCUUUAACUUAAAAACUGUGUUUCCGACCCGAUUCUGCCGGCCGCCGAACCGCGGUUUGGCAGCCUCGGGUAGCGCUAGCCCGCUUAGCUUAGCGGUUGGGCAGCCUCGGGUAGCGCUAGCCCACUUAGCUUAGCGGUUGGGCAGCCUCGGGUAGCGCUAGCCCGCUUAGCUUAGCGGUUGGGCAGCCUCGGGUAGCGCUAGCCCGCUUAGCUUAGCGGUUGGGCAGCCUCGGGUAGCGCUAGCGCGCUUAGCUUAGCGGUUGGGCAGCCUCUGGUAGCGCUAGCCCGCUUAGCUUAGCGGUUGGGCAGCCUCUGGUAGCGCUAGCCCGCUUAGCUUAGCGGUUGGGCAGCCUCGGGUCGUGCUAGCCCGCUUAGCUUAGCGGUUGGGCAGCCUCUGGUAGCGCUAGCCCGCUUAGCUUAGCGGUUGGGCAGCCUCGGGUCGUGCUAGCCCGCUUAGCUUAGCGGGGCUCGUUAAUGGUAACCGCCAGAUAUAAGUCCGGACAAACUUUUCAGGGGGAGAAUGAGGCACUUUAUUGAACCGGCAGCAACUGUCCACGUGCACUGGCUUCCCACUUUUGUCCUGUAUAACUGGCUGUAUCAUCAUGGUGCAUCUCACUAUGCCUCCGCUUCCACACUCAUCUCGGCAACACACACACCUGUAGCGCUCCUCCUCACAUCACACACAUAUACACACACACACACACACACACACACACACACACACACACACACACACACACACACACACACACACACACACACACACACACACACACACACACACACACACAUCGCAACUUGCUGAGGGUAAAGGAGAGCAGACUCGACCUGCAACAGCUGCAUCAUAUGCAUUUCUUUGUGUGUUUUCCAUGAUGAGGGUGUGUGCAUGAAGCGCAAAAUGACUGAUUUGAAUAAUUUAGUGUGAGUGUGUUUGAUUUAAUUCGAGCAGUUUCAUUGGUCCACUGUGACCUGUUCGGUAAUUUUAUUGGUCUGAUGUGACGAGGCUAAAUGUAUUGAUGGCAUGAAGCUCGCACGUAAAAAUCUAUACUUUAGCCGCAUCGUUGUAUAAGCCGCAAGGUUCAAAGCGUGAGAAAAAAGUAGCGGCUUAUAGUCCGGAAAUUACGGUAAUGUGGAACAAGUGAGACGAGUUUUUCCUGCAUGUUAAUGUCGAGUGUGAAGGGUCCACGUUGUAAACUUCGCCUGUGAUUAAGACCUCAGUAUUUAACACCGGAGUGACGACCUCAAAGUAUUUCCCCAAAUGUACAAGAACAUGUCGUGAAUUUGCUACGAUCCAUUUCUCGCCACACAUUACAAUCAUUCCUCGGGAAGCACUGCCUUUGUCCACUGUCCAUUUUUCUAACGCUGAUCUCUCUAACACAUGAAUAAAUGCAUUCCAUGUUUCACUCA
Messenger RNA from Amphiprion ocellaris (clown anemonefish), 9136 nucleotides. It is a transcript of the gene myo6a, whose product is annotated as myosin VIa. The record is from RefSeq and is a predicted model, not a curated record. The transcript is spliced from 36 exons. The coding region runs from base 226 to 4125 and encodes 1299 amino acids. Gene Ontology annotation, molecular function: ATP binding; actin filament binding; microfilament motor activity. Gene Ontology annotation, biological process: vesicle transport along actin filament; inner ear auditory receptor cell differentiation; inner ear morphogenesis. Gene Ontology annotation, cellular component: myosin complex; ruffle; cytoplasm. Lineage: Eukaryota; Metazoa; Chordata; Actinopteri; Pomacentridae.